AGGACACAGGGCAGAAAGGGAGCUUCUAAACCUCUCAUUUCAUAACAGCUGCUCAGGAAGCACUGUGAUAAAUCGGAGGAAGACUCUCAGAAAUGUUUCAUCAUACUGAUUUUCCCUAGGAGGAAUGAACACCAAUCUUAAGUGAUUCAGGUUAAUGUUCUAUUUACAAAAAGCGUGUGUUCUUUGGUGAAUAAGGUUACUGCUGCAUCAAAAUAAAAAAAACACCACCAGGAGUAUUUGAGCAGAAUCGAAAGAAUUAAUACUUCUGGAAAAGCAAGUUUAACUUUACAAGCAAAUGUCCAAGAUAAAGAAUGAGGAUAAAACUAGAGUGAAAGUGCAGGAAAACACCAGAGAGGAAAGGACACAAAGGUUAUUCAUCAACGCAGAAGAAAUGUGUUUGGCUGAUGUGUUGACAGACCCAAGGCAAUUGCAUAAUCGGGCAUCACAUAAAAAGCUUGGUAGUGUUUGACUUCUUUAAACCCUGAAGGACUGUCCAGAACAAUCAGUGUUGAUCAUUUUGGAGAAUUCCAGUGUGGGAAAAAUGAAAAUACAUGCUUUCAAAACCCAUCAUGUCCAGCAAAGGUUUGUAUAGUUAAAAAGGAAAAAACGAAUAUGACAAACAAAAGCAAAAUACUACAAGAUAAUGUCAAGAUUUUUGGAAAGCCCCGAAUAAUCAUCACCGUGAUGAAACCAUUCGGACUGCGAAUUCUCCGUUCCAAUACAAUCCCAACAGUAAAUGUGUCUACUCGACGCAUUCAAAAAUGGAAAAAGAAAAUGCGAACCCGAAAUAAACAGCAGAGUGAAGGUACUCAGAAGAAGAAAAUUUUGAUCCCAGUUGACAAUCAUCUGGAAAAGUCAAAUGAUUACAUUGUAAAGGAGUGGAUUCGACGAAAAAAUGUGUUACUAAGAAAAGAGAGAGAAAGGAAGAAGAAGCAGAGACGCUUAGAAAAAGCAAAUAAUAAAAGACAAGAAAUUGAUCGUCAAAAGAGGCAAAAAGAAUCGGAAGAAAAGGUUAAAAUAUGGAUGAAAAACAAAAUCAAAACCAGUACAAAGAAGCAUAUAAACACUAAUGAGAACACAAUUUCACUCAGUGCAGAUAAAAAUGCUCAAAAUAUAAAGAUGUCACCUCCUGUAGUAAAUGCAGUCAAAAAAUCUAUUAACCAGAACCCAAAUAAAAUCUUAAAGAAUGAUAAACAAAUAACUGAAGAAAAAUUGGAGUUGAAAAAGAAAGGAGUCCUUAUUCCAGGUACACGGAAAUCCAAAGCUGAGACAGUAUCUUUAAAACCAUCUUUUGUUUCAAUAGAAAAUCACCUGAUGAAUUCAUGCAAGGUGGACUCCAUUGUGGUUCCAAAUUCAAAGCAAGAUGACGAAGAUUUUCAGACGUCGAACAGUAAGAAGGUACAGAAGAUUAAAUUAUUGCAUCGACAAAUGGAAGUAAAAUCAGUUUCAAAACCAACAUCUUUCAAUGUGACAAAAAGAGAUUCACCAAGUUUCAGCAAUACACCUCAAACCAAAGAAUUCAAGAAUGGUAAUUCCAGAAGUGGAAAGCAUCUCUUACACAAACUUCCGUUCAAUGAAUUGCUUUCAAGAAAGUCAAAGAAGCCCAAGGAGAUGCAAGCAAAAGUGAAGGAAGAAGAAACAGAACUGGACAAAGAUCUUCAAUUUGUUGUCCCAAAAGUGGAAAAUAUACAAAUGCAAAACAAAAUAAAUAGCAAAAAGACAGUAUUUGGAAAGAGAGAGUUUGAUAGGUUAGCUAAUAUUUCAUUAGCAUCUGAAGUCACGGGGGUAACUCCAAAACCAAAAUGGCUCCAGGAAGCCAAAGUCACUCCAGCUGUAAAGAACUGGUUUGUGCACAGUUUGGAAGAGAAUCUGAAUGCUGAAAAUAGUAAUUCAUCACCACAAGAUGGCCAGAAAGUCCAACUUAAGACAUCUUAUUCUUUGUGUGGAAAGACCUACGAAGCAGCUAAAGAUAAGUCUAAUGUCCUGAAACAAAAUGGUGCACUGAGAGAUAAAGAGAUCAAAGAAAGUUCAGAGAAAAUAUUGUUUGGCUUUAAUGAAAAACUCUGUCAGAGAUCAUGUGUUCAUGGAAGUGAAAAGCCAAAAUAAAAAAAAGCAGCCAAUAUGUUACUGAACUUAUCUCAUACUAGAAUUACAUUAUAGUCAAACACAUGAUAGAGAAGAUUCAUUUAAUUUGAUCAAUAUGGUAUACUGACCAGUAGAUUAAAAUUAUACACAGAAGUAAAACUGUCCAUCAUCCUUCUGAUGAUCAAUUUUUUCUUCAUAAAUUACAACUUAAAUGGUUGUGAAAGAUGCAAAAUGUUUAAAUGACCAAAUGUCAUAUUGGUAAACCACAUUCCUUUGAAGUUAUUAACUAAUUUCCAAAAUCAUGAAAUGCCUGAAUAGUAUGCAAAAGUUUCUAAACUAUUUGGUUUUGUAAAGGACUAAUUCUUUGUUUGUGGAAAAGGAAUCAUUCUACUAACACAGGAUUGUAUUCUUUCAAUUAGGUCACACAGCUGAUGGUCCAAAUGUUCUCAAGUUUGAUUCUGUAGUGUGUUCCUUGGCAGAAAUUCGAGUUUAUCUGUCAUUGGAACAUGCAUACAAACACUAUGCCUUACAAAGAUUUGUACUGAAUUUGUCAGAAAGAUGAGGUAAUAAAACUGAACUGUAUAACUAAUGGACCAAUAGGGUUCCUCUGGUUGGCAGGAGAGAUGGAUCAAUACUCUGCCUAUGAACUAGAAUUAUGUUCCUUUCCAAAUUUGCUCUUAUUUUCUGAUUAUAGCAGAGCAAAUAAGGAAUCAAAAAGUACUUGGAUAAGCACUUGAAGUACCCUAACAUAAAAGGCCAUGAGCCAAGAGCUAAAUAGUGCCAUGAGACUGGAUGACUCUGUAUCAGCCAGCUUCCAUGCUGUACAUUUCUCUGAUUCUACAAAUUAAGUGGCUGGCAUAACAUCAACUGUGAGUAAUUAAGGUACAGUAUAUCUUUAGUGAUUAGUAUAACAAACUUAAUCAGAGGGAUCUGUUUAUAUAAUGGAGCCUGUUCCAAUUUGAGUAAAAUAAUCUGUCCUCCUGAUUAUCUGGAGCCAGCUACAUGAUAAGGCAGCUAAUCAUGAGAAUAUUAAAUAGGUUAGAAGUCCAAAAAUCUACUUAUGUAUGAAAUGCACUUUUGAAGAAAAUUACUAUGAUACAUAAGAAGAGUUCUUCAAAAUUAUUUAAGGAGCUGGAGAAGAUCUAAUGCUAUCUUCAUAAUGUUUAGAUUGACCAUCUAUAGUGUCUGAAUGAAGUCUGUUCCACAUACUCAACAGUUCUAUGAAAGUCAGUCAAAAAUUGACUGUGAACUGAAGGUGAAAAGAGGCUUAGCUCAUUUUGCUCUGUUAAGGGUCAUCACUGUAUUUUCAGAUGAUCAUUUCUAUUGAUGGGGCCUGAUAGAAUGAACCCACCAGUGAUCCAAUUAAAGUGAUCAGAAACCUGCAACAUUUUCAUGAUGAAGCCACCUUAGUAUUUAUUAGCAAUACAUUUAGAACAACUCAUCAGUAAGAGGGAUAUAAAUCUACAUCUCCCUGUGGAACCCAGCUGGUGCAGGCCAGGUGAAAGUGAGAAGGUCCAGAGGUUGGGCAUUUCAGACUGUCAAAUGUUUUAGAGUUAGUGGGAAUUGACACUUCUCUCUGGAGGCAGCUACAUGAUGAGGCCACAUCAUUUAUAAAUCUUUAUGUUAACAGCUUGUAGAGAUUCUUUGAGCGUCACUGCUUAAGGCCACUCUACAACAAUGGCACUAAAUCCAUUGUCACUUCAAAAUUACAUUGGGUCCAUUUGACAUCAUAGGAGUGCUAAUGAAACUCCUAUCUAUUUCCUGAGGAUUUUGACCCAAGAUUUUGGAAGUGAGAAAUCAACUUCCCGGUAUAUAACUGUUUCAGACAAAUGUAGUACCACAAAAUGGAUUGUAGCAAUAUCUUGCCUAUUUCGUAUCUCUAUGUGCACCCAUUUCCAUUUCCUAAUGCUGCCAUUAUUAUGUAAGAGUGAAUAAGGAAAGAUAGCUUUGGACUCUGAGUCACGAAGAACUGAAUUGCAAUUGAAUAUACGCAUUUCACAAUAAGAAGAUUCCAAUCAAUAGGUCGCAAAGUUUAUAUAGAGCCAAAAAUACAAAGCUGUUACAAUGAUGUCUCACAAUAUUGACUUUUACAUUUUCGGUACAGGUCUGAACCCCAGUCACAGAGGUGAAUGGCAGCAACAUAUUGGGUUCACGACUAAAAUGUAUUCAUAAAUAUGAGAGAAAUUCUGAACAGUAAUCAAUUCCUUCAAAACCAAGUAUGAUUUGUAAUUGUUUGCUUAUAAGCAAUAUACAAAUAUUUAUAAAUUAUCAAGGAUUCCUGAUUUGCCUUUAUCUUGUUGAGGGUUGUUUUUUUUCAGUAUUUUUCUGUUUACUAGUUAGGGUACAAUCAUGUUACAGAUUGCAUGCUAUGUUAACUCCUUUAUGGUAAGAGCUUGUAGAUGUAUUAAAGCUCCUACGAAGUGUAGACUUAUUUAUUGCCAUACUUGUUGCCAGACAGAUUAGGUUAAGAUGGAUAAUCAGUUAGAGGGAUUAAUAGGCACUGAGAUUAGAAGUGAUCUGUGGAGAAUGGUUAGAUGUCGAGUGCCUGUAGGAAAAGAGCUUCUGGAGAACACAGGAAUAGGAUGCCAAAUUGAAUGGUCAGCCACAAUCAUACUGAAUGAUGGAGCAGUCUCAAAGGGCUGACUGGCCUAGUCCUGCUUCUAUUUUCAUUGUUUCUAUGUUUAUCUCAAUGAUUACUUUCAAUAGAAUGUGUACUUUAUGGCACAUGUCAAAAAUGAAACCUUCCUGCCAAUAUUAAUUCUGCUACCAUGUAUUUGCAAUGUGAUUAUUUAUCUUCAUUGCUGAAAAGUCUUUUAAGUCUUCUGUAUAGCAAUUCUGCAACUGUGCACCACUGUACUGGAAGAAUUUUCAUGCUUUUGACUUCAAAAUGUGUAUUUCCUAUAUUUUGUGAAUAAAAUGGAGAAUUCUUAUCAUUUGCCAUUAAACUGAAGGAUUCAGUUUAAGGUAGCAUAUGUAUUAGAACAUUUUGACCGACAAGUACCCCUCCAGGCUUUACACUAUCCUGACUUGGAACUGUAUUGCAAUUCCUUCACCGCUGCCCAAUCAUGGUCCUGGAUCUCCCUUCCAGACAACAUUAUGGGUAUCACUACAGCAAAAAGGUUGCAGCAGUUCAAGAAUAUAGCUGCAGACGAUUAAGGAAUGGGCAAUAAAGGCUUG
Messenger RNA from Chiloscyllium plagiosum (whitespotted bambooshark), 5262 nucleotides. RefSeq lists its product as uncharacterized. The record is from RefSeq and is a predicted model, not a curated record. Lineage: Eukaryota; Metazoa; Chordata; Chondrichthyes; Orectolobiformes; Hemiscylliidae.